GACCGGACCAACCCCACUCAAUAGCGCCAGCGCACAGCCUUCAGCUUCAACCAGUCGGCGUUUCCGGAGGCUGGGGCUACGGUGGAGCAUCCGAUUCUUUAGCGAGGUGACCCCUGCCCCGCGGGCCGAGUGCUAACCAUGCUGCGGCAGGCGGAGCCCACCAACAGCACCCUGCACCUGGUGGCGUCGGACAUGACGGAGAUCAUGGAGAACCUGGACACCCGUGAGCUGGGCUUCGGCGAUGGCGAGGAGGUGGAUAUCGACGGGAACAGCGCCGGUCUCACAGAACUGCGCAUCCCUUUCUCUGCAGUCUACCAGACUACAGGCUUCAAGGAGGCGGAUGUGAGGGUGUUCCUCAACUCUCUCCCCAUCACCGCCAAAAUCCUGGAGGUGGAGCGCUUCACCUCCGCGCAGGACCGCUUCAACAUCACCAACCAGAGGAGCGUGUCGAAGGUCCUCCCCGCGGUUUUUAAGAUUGAGCUGAGGCACGGCAACUUCACCUGGAUGGUGAAGAGGAAGGAGAAGCACUUCAUGGAGCUUCACCGAGAGCUGCUGCGCUACAAGACCUUCCUGAAGAUCCCUCUGCCCUCACGCAGUCACACAGUGCGGAGGCAGACGGUGAGGAGGAGCGAGGCCAGGCAGAUGCCCAGCCUGCAUCUGGGCGGGGGGGAGGAGCUGGUCAGAGAGGAGCAGGUGUCCAGCCGAAGGAAACACCUUGAAGACUACUUGAAUAACCUGCUAAAAAUGUCAAUGUACAGAAACUAUCAUGCCACGAUGGAGUUUAUCGACGUCAGUCAGCUGUCCUUCAUUCACGAUCUGGGACCGAAAGGCCUAGAGGGCAUGGUGCAGAAGCGGUCGGGAGGUCAUCGGAUCCCGGGGUUCAACUGCUGCGGUCACAGCAAAGUGUGCUACCGCUGGUCCAAACGGUGGCUGGUGGUCAAAGACUCUUUCCUGCUGUACAUGAAGCCAGACACGGGGGCCAUCUCCUUCGUCCUGCUGGUGGAUAAAGAGUUCAAUAUCAAGAUGGAUUCCAAAGACACGGAGACCAAACACGGUCUCCGGAUCGACAACCUGUCCAGGGCUCUGGUGCUGAAGUGCUCCAGCUAUCGGCAGGCGCGCUGGUGGGGGCAGGCCAUCGAGGACUUCGUGCAGAAACACGGGAAGGCCUUCCUGAGGGACCAUCGCUUCGGCUCCUUCGCCCGAGAGGAGUUCAACAUCCCGGCCAAAUGGUAUGUUAAUGGGAAGACCUACAUGGAGGACGUGGCCAACGCACUAGAAGAAGCUAAGGAGGAAAUCUUCAUCACAGACUGGUGGCUGAGCCCUGAGAUCUUUCUAAAGAGGCCUGUGGUGGAAGGCAACCGCUGGAGGCUGGACUGCAUUCUCAAACGCAAGGCGCAACAAGGUGUGCGUAUCUUCGUGAUGCUUUACAAGGAGGUGGAGUUGGCCCUGGGGAUCAACAGCGGCUACAGCAAGAGGACUCUAAGGCACCUGCACGCCAACAUCAAGGUGAUGAGACACCCUGACCACGUCUCCUCCUCCGUCUACCUGUGGGCGCACCACGAGAAGAUCAUCGUCAUCGACCAAUCGGUGGCCUUCGUGGGCGGGAUCGACCUGGCGUACGGUCGCUGGGACGACCGGGAGCAUCGUCUGACAGACGUGGGGAGUGUCACGCGCUCGGCGGCCGUGGCGGUGGAGCAGGCAGGUUUGGAAGGUGUCCCUCCGGUUGCAGGGGUCCCUGUCAACGAGAGCCCUGCUGUGCCUCAGAGUAACGGGCGCGGCGGGGGGCCCGCGGACUCGGGGGACCAGCCCAAACUGAAGGGGAUGGGGAAGGGUCACAAGUCCCGGUUCAGCUUCCACCGACACCUCCACAGGCACGGGCUGCACCAUGCAGACAGCACAAGCAGUGUAGACAGCACCGAGGAGAGUUGGUCUAAUACCACUGGCAGCCAACAGAAUUUAAUCCUGGGUAGAGGGGCGGAGCUGAGGGCGACCCCUUCCGCGGGGCUGUCCCAGGCGGAGUCAGGGUCUCAGCAGAGCCUGCAGACGGGAGUUGGGGAGCUUAUGGGGAACACACGCUUCUGGCACGGAAAGGACUACUGCAACUUCGUUCACAAGGACUGGAUCCAGCUGGACAAGCCUUUCGACGAUUUCAUUGACAGGUACACAACCCCCAGAAUGCCUUGGCAUGACAUCGCCUCAGUGGUUCAUGGGAAGGCGGCCCGCGAUGUAGCGAGACACUUCAUACAGCGCUGGAACUUCACCAAGAUUAUGAAGCCGAGGUACCGCUCUCUCUCCUACCCCUAUCUGCUGCCCAAAUCCCACACUACAGCCAACGAACUCAGGUACCAGGUGCCAGACUGCGUUUCCACCAAAGUGCAGGUUCUGAGAUCAGCCUCAGACUGGUCUGCUGGCAUUAAGUACCACGAAGAGUCAAUCCACAACGCCUACGUCCACGUGAUCUCCCACAGCAAACACUACAUCUACAUCGAGAACCAGUUCUUCAUCAGCUGUGCGGAAAACCGCCUCGUCUACAACAAGAUAGGAGACGCCAUCGCCGAGAGAAUCAUCAGAGCCUAUAAGGAGAACAAGAAGUUCCGCGUGUAUGUGGUGACCCCUCUGCUGCCCGGGUUCGAGGGGGACAUCAACACAGGAGGGGGGAGCGCCAUCCAGGCCGUCAUGCACUUCAACUACAGAACCAUGAUCAGAGGGGACUGCUCCAUUAUCAGCCAGCUGAAGAGAGAAAUGGGUGAUCAGUGGAUAAACUACAUCUCCUUCGGGGGCCUGAGGACCCAUGCUGAGCUGCAGGGGAAGCUGGUGACCGAGCUCAUCUACGUCCACAGCAAGAUGCUGAUCGCCGACGACAACGCCGUCAUCAUCGGCUCCGCCAACAUCAACGACAGGAGCAUGCUGGGAAAACGGGACAGCGAGGUGGCGGUCAUCGUGGAGGACACCGAGACGGUCCCCUCAGUGAUGGAUGGGGAGGAGUAUCAGGCGGGGAAGUUCGGCCUGCAGCUGAGGCUGGAGUGUUUCAGGACAAUCCUGGGUGCCUUCACGGACCCCAGCAUCGACGUGACUGACCCCAUCAGUGACCGCUUCUACAAGGAAGUGUGGAUGGCCACCUGUGCCCGCAAUGCCUCCAUCUACCAGAAGGUGUUCCGCUGCCUGCCGUCCAGUGACGUGCGGAACACGGCGGAGCUGGAGGCCUUCCUGUCCAAACCGGGCCUGGACAAGGACGACCCGGCCCGGGCGGCGGAGGAGCUGAAGAAGAUCCGCGGCUUCCUGGUCCAGUUCCCCCUCUACUUCCUGAGUGAGCAGAACCUCCUUCCCCCCAUCGGCUCCAAGGAAGCCAUGGUGCCUACCGAGAUCUGGACCUGAGGGUCGGGCCGGGCCAGGAACCGGAACCAGGAGGCCUGAGGCUGCCC
Molecule: messenger RNA, 3422 nt
Organism: Megalops cyprinoides (Indo-Pacific tarpon)
Lineage: Eukaryota; Metazoa; Chordata; Actinopteri; Elopiformes; Megalopidae
Product: phospholipase D1-like
Exons: 27
Coding region: 139-3375 (1078 amino acids)
Biological process (GO): regulation of microvillus assembly; intracellular signal transduction; phosphatidic acid biosynthetic process
Molecular function (GO): D-type glycerophospholipase activity; phosphatidylinositol binding
Source: RefSeq, a predicted model, not a curated record